AUGUCCACGCCUUUCCCCAGGGAGCAGCCCAUCUUCAGCGCCAGAGCCCAUGUGUUCCAGAUCGACCCAAACACCAAGAGGAACUGGAUCCCCGCCAGCAAGCAUGCCGUCACCGUCUCCUUCUUCUACGACGGCAACAGGAACGUGUACCGCAUCAUCAGCGUGGGUGGUACGAAGGCCAUUAUCAACUGCACCAUCACACCGAGCAUGACGUUCACCAGGACCUCGCAGAAGUUCGGCCAGUGGGCGGACAGCAGGGCCAACACGGUCUACGGCCUGGGCUUCGCUACAGAGCAGCAGCUGCAUCAGUUUUCUGAGCGGUUUAAGGAGGUGAAAGAGGCUGCCCGUCUUGCACGUGAAAAGUCCCAGGAUAAGAUGGAGUUGGUCAACACUGCUCUCAGCAUCGCUGCCCCACAGCUCCAGUCUCCGCCGGUGAUGUGUGUGAACGGUCCUGAGGACAAGAUGUUCCGCAGCCAAAGCGCAGACAUCACACUGUCUUCUGAGAAGGAGCGUAUUAAAAAGAUGCUUUCUGAAGGGUCUAUCUGCGAGAUGAACCUGGAGGCAGAGCUCUUCACCCUGCAGGACAGCAACUCCAAGCUGGUGUCAGCGUUACAUGAAGCUAAUAACAACGUGCAGCAGUGGAAGAAGCAGCUAGCUGCCUACCAGGAGGAGACGGAGAGGCUACGAGACCAGGUGGCUGAUCUGGAAGCACAUGGCGGCCACGGUCCUAGUGACAUGCUAAAGGAUGAGCUGACUCGGUCUCUGGAGGAACUGGAGGCCCUGCUCAAGGCUAAAGACGAGGAAAUCCACAUUCUGCAGAACAAGAAAUCAGAAUACCAUGAGAUGGAGCAGGAGAGAGAAGAAGCCAUACAUAGAUUACAGGAGAUGGAGAUGCGUAACCUGGAGCUGGAGCGGCGGGUGCAGAAUGCUGAGCAGAACCUGGCCGCCUCCCUAGAGGAGCGGGACCACACAGAGAGUGAGGUGCAGAGGGCCAUCGAGAUCCUGGAUGUCAAGCUCUUUGACCUGAACGACCUCCGGCAGAGCCUGGUCAAGCUGAUUGACAAAUGA
Molecule: messenger RNA, 1068 nt
Organism: Salvelinus namaycush (lake trout)
Lineage: Eukaryota; Metazoa; Chordata; Actinopteri; Salmoniformes; Salmonidae
Product: homer protein homolog 3-like
Exons: 8
Coding region: 1-1068 (355 amino acids)
Biological process (GO): G protein-coupled glutamate receptor signaling pathway; regulation of store-operated calcium entry
Cellular component (GO): dendrite; postsynaptic density; plasma membrane
Molecular function (GO): G protein-coupled glutamate receptor binding
Source: RefSeq, a predicted model, not a curated record